AUGGCGACAUCGGAACAUUCGAAAUCAUCAUUUGAGAAGACAAUGGCACAGAUAAUCGUCAAGUUUAAACUAUUUCACUCUGCAAGUAUAAUUGAAAAGUCCUCAGAGAAGCCAAAUCUCUCGACUUGUGAGCAAUCAGUUUCCUCAGCCAUUAGUGACUCUGCUAUUUCAUCUGCUUCUCGAACAGAAAAUACUGCUACUAAAUUCCACGCAUAUUGCUGUCAUGGCAGCACCAGCAACAACAAUCGUAGUAAAUACUAUCACACGCGCAACUCUCCACACUGGGACGCCAUCGAUGCGGUCAAGAACCGCGACGGAAAUUUACAACUCUCCCACUUCAGAAAGAUCAAGAGGAUUGGCGGUGGUGGCGCUGGAAGUGUUUUUCUGGCUGAGUUGAGGGGCACAAAAACAUAUUUUGCUGUCAAAGUUGAGGAGAUUGGCGGUAGUAAUGUCAGAGGAAUGAAAAACGAGAUACAGUUGCUGCAAAUGCUCGACCAUCCACUUCUCCCCACAUUAUAUUUCCAUUGUGAAAGAGGGGGCAAAUUUUAUUUUGUUACUGAGUAUUGCCCAGCUGGGGAUUUGAAUUCACUUCGACGAAAACAGAUAGGAGGUUUCUUCCCCGAGGAAAUUGCCAAGUUUUAUUGCGCGGAGAUUCUAUUAGCACUAGAAUACCUUCAUUCGCUGGGAAUUGUGUACAGAGACCUUAAGCCAGAAAAUGUGCUUGUGAGAGAAGAUGGUCACCUUAUGCUCAUAGACUUCGAUCUCUCUCAAUCAUUCCACCACCAUGGAAUUGACUUCGUUGCAGAACCGUGGAGAGGGCGGUCUCAUUCAAUAGUUGGAACCCGAGAGUAUUUAGCACCAGAGAUAGUUGAAGAAAAGGGGCAUGGAAAUGCAGUGGACUGGUGGACACUGGGAGUUUUCUUGUAUGAGCUUCUCUAUGGAAGCACUCCUUUCAUAGGGUGGGACACAGCGGAUACCAUCAGCAAUAUAGUGGAUGAGGAAUUAUUUUUUCCUGCAAUUCCUCAUGUAAGCCUGGAGGCUAAGAAUUUAAUAAGAGCCUUGCUGGUUAAGGAGCCUGACAAGCGUAUUGGUCGCAAGCGCGGAGCAACUGAUAUCAAGAAGCAUGCAUUCUUUCAAGACAUUAAAUGGCCCCUUGUGUUAUCAAGAACUCCUCCAAGCUUACCAAAGCUUCAUAUCAAGCCUAUAACGUCUGCUGAACUUCAAGUACGAGAAGAAUCUUGGUGA
Messenger RNA from Cryptomeria japonica (Japanese cedar), 1245 nucleotides. RefSeq names its product serine/threonine-protein kinase D6PKL1-like. The record is from RefSeq and is a predicted model, not a curated record. The transcript is spliced from 3 exons. NCBI's taxonomy places the organism in Eukaryota, Viridiplantae, Streptophyta, Pinopsida, Cupressales, Cupressaceae. Gene Ontology annotation, biological process: protein phosphorylation. Gene Ontology annotation, molecular function: protein serine/threonine kinase activity; ATP binding. The coding region runs from base 1 to 1245 and encodes 414 amino acids. Gene Ontology annotation, cellular component: plasma membrane; nucleus; cytoplasm.